AUGUUAUUAGAUCAUUUGAAAUCGAAUAUUAAUUCCGAUCACGAAAAUGAUGUGGAUUCAGAUAAGACUCUUGUAUCACUGAGUGUACAACUGUCGCCAAAACGAAAACUUGAAGAAGAGGAGAAAGAUGACAAAGACGAUAAGAAGAAAGUGAAAGUUUCAGAAUCAUUGGCGGAAUGUCCCAUAUGUGAAAAAUUCAUGGAUUCCACAUUUUUACAAACCACUCAUAUUGACGCUUGCCUUUCGGGUAAGACAAUACUACCCAAGACUUCUAGUGUCCCCAAAAAGACCAAAACAAACAUUUCAUCAUUUUUCAAAUCUAAAGAACCUAAAAAGGUGGAUCAUGAAGAUUUCUAUUUUAAUCAAGUGGAGAAACAUGUUCAAUCAAUAAACAGGUUGCCUAAACUUGACUUCAAGUCAUUAACCACCCCCAAAUUGAAGGAGAAAUUAUCUUCUGUCAAUUUAUCAACCAACGGAACCCGGAAUCAAUUGGAAUUAAGGUACAAUCAAUAUUAUAUUCUUUUCAAUUCUAAUCUUGACAGCAAUCAUCCUGUAGACACAAGGACUUUAAAACAACAAUUAAUGUCAUGGGAGUCAUCACACUCUGCUUUCAAUUCCAAAUCAGUUACCAGUUUAUUCACUAAAAACACCACCAAAUCAAUCAUUGACAAAAAUUUCUCUGUUAGAUUGUGGAAACGGAUGUACCAUAUGGAGUUUAAAGAAUUGAUAGAACAAGCAAAGAAAAACAUCAAAAUUACCAAAGAGAUUGAGCCAGAAUUCAAGACGAAUUCAAUAUUUAUAGGAGAUGAAGACUAA
This is a messenger RNA of Yamadazyma jaroonii, 816 nucleotides long. The record is from the annotation of a GenBank genome assembly. Lineage: Eukaryota; Fungi; Ascomycota; Pichiomycetes; Serinales; Debaryomycetaceae.